Molecule: messenger RNA, 1290 nt
Organism: Scheffersomyces coipomensis
Lineage: Eukaryota; Fungi; Ascomycota; Pichiomycetes; Serinales; Debaryomycetaceae
Exons: 1
Coding region: 1-1290 (429 amino acids)
Source: RefSeq, a predicted model, not a curated record
AUGUUAUGUGUAAUUAAUGAUAUUAAUAUACUUGAAAAUUCAACUAGAUUCAUCAUUAACCAUUUAAAGGAUGAACCAAACUAUAACUAUUAUAAUGAUCCUCAGCAAAAGCAACAAUUUGAUCAUGGUUGGAAUCAAUUGAUUCAAAAGCAACAAGAUUACAAUGGUCCAGAUGAUUUAUUAAAGCGUAAUAGAGAAAGAUUGACUUACCUCCUUAAUAACUUCCAUAUUAUAACUCCUGAAAAUCCAUAUCCAAAAUUUGAUGAAGAAUAUAUUUUUGAUGAACAUUAUCCAAGAGAUCUUUUUGCAGCAACUCAAGAUAUAUAUUUUAAUAUUUCAAGUUUGACUAGGACAAUUCUAAAGGAAGGAAAUGAAGAAUAUAUCCCUAGUUCGAAAGAUUUUAUCGUUGACUUGGUCAGAAAAUUAUCAAGCUUAUCAUGGUUUUUCUCAGUUCCUAUGCCGCAAAGAGGAAAAGUGGAGGAUUUUGAUUCCAAAGAUGAACAUCAUUUUAAAUACGAUAAUUCAUUCGUAACAAGAGAUGAUGAUUCUCAAUCAAAAGGUUUGCCAUGUUAUAUGGAUGGUGGUCAACCUGUAUUUGAAACUCGUUUUAGAUAUGUUGACAAAUCAAAUUUUCAAGACAUGAUAUCUUCUGAAAUAGAUUUGCAUCAAUUUAAGAUUGAUAAAUUGUAUUUAAUGGACUCAGAAUGUAUUGGAUAUUAUAAAGGCAUUACCCAUAAUAAAUCAAUCUAUUUUGAGCAAUGCCUUGUACAACCAGUUCAGAAAUUAUUAAAGGGACUAUUUCAAGAAGUUGUAUUGGAGAAAAAUUAUGAUAGAGUAGAGACCAUUAUUCCAACCUGUUCUCUUCUGAUUAACAAACUAGGAAGUGAAUUCUCAAUACCAAUUGAAUUUAAAGUAAGAGGUAUUUGUGACUUAAUUGAAAAACUGAAGGAUGAUUGUAAUAACCAUGACUUCAAUCGAUUCUUAAAUCAAAUUGUGUAUCAAACUGUAUAUUAUCAAUCUGAAGUAGGUCUUGCUAUUGAUUUCGAUUGUUUAUUUGGUAUCGAUCUUGAACUAAAACCAGAACGCGUUAAAAUGGGAAAUCGCAAUGCAAUUAAAUUCCAGCCUAUAUUAAAUUGUUUUAAGCAAUCUUCAUCAGAAUAUAGCAUAUCAUUUUUAUUAUUAUAUUUAACUACUGAAUAUUUCAAAACCAUUACUAGUGAGCACUUGCAGCCAAUUAAGGAAAUGAGUGACUCUUGGGAUUUUGAGUAUUAUUAUGAUGAGUGGUUAUAA